CCUACGGCCCCAGCAGCCCAGCCCAGCAGGCAGCAGCCAGCCGGCUCGGCUCUCUCCUCCUUCGUCUUCCUUCUCUCUCUCUCUCUCCUCCUCUGCCGAGCUGCCAAGGUCGGAGGACUAUUAAUGGCGGCGUAGCGUAGCUCCCCUGCCCACCCUUCCGUCCCCUCCCCCAUGCACUCCCCUCCUCCUCGGCUUGCCGCCGCAGAGCGAGCGUAAAUGCCCCCGCGCGCACCAGCUCGCCCGAUCCAAUGCCCCAUUAUUACCACGACGACGACCACCCCGCUAGCCAGCAGCCACUAGCAAGCUGAAAGCGCGGCAACCUCCCAGGAUAAAAACGGCCGGAGGGAACUCGAUUCGCCUUCAUCUGUAGCUAUUUUGCACGCCACACCAUCCUCCGAGGUGCGUCUGAAUGGCGGCGACGACACGGCGUCGUGGGGCGGCGGUUGCCGCGGCGAGCGUUCGUCUACUGGUAGCGAUCACCAGCUGCGCGCUGCUGGCUGGCGGUGCCGUCGCUGCCGGCGCCGGCGCCGGAGUGGAGGAGUGCGAGGAGAGGGCGCGCAGCGACCGCGUCGAGGCGCUGCCGGGGCAGCCGCCCGUGGCGUUCGCGCAGUACUCCGGGUACGUGACGGUGAACGAGGAGCGCGGCCGCGCGCUCUUCUACUGGCUCACCGAGGCCGACGGCGACGCGGCCACCAAGCCCCUGGUGCUCUGGCUCAACGGAGGUCCUGGAUGCUCUUCGGUGGCGUAUGGAGCAUCUGAAGAAAUAGGCCCGUUCCGGAUUAAACCAAACGGGACAGGCCUCUUUCUCAACAAGUACUCAUGGAACAGAGAAGCAAACCUUCUCUUCCUCGAGUCGCCGGCCGGGGUGGGCUUCUCCUACACGAACACCACCUCGGAUCUCAAGACAAUGGGCGACGAGAGAACUGCUCAAGAUGCACUGCAGUUCUUGAUCAGUUGGAUGUCACGGUUCCCGCAGUAUCGGCACCGGGAUUUCUACAUAGCUGGAGAAAGUUAUGCUGGUCACUACGUCCCCCAACUGGCAAGGAAGAUUGUUGAGUACAACAAGGCUUCGCUAUACCCCUUCAUCAACCUGAAGGGAAUCCUUGUUGGCAAUGCAGUCACCGACAACUACUACGACAACAUCGGCACGGUCACCUACUGGUGGACGCACGCCAUGAUCUCUGACCGCACCUACAAGGCCAUCCUCAAGUCGUGCAACUUCAGCAGCACCAACAUCUCCCGCUUCUGCAACCGCGCCAUGAACUACGCCAUGAACCAAGAGUUCGGAGACAUUGACCAGUACAGUAUCUACACUCCGUCCUGCGCCGCGGCCAGGUCCAAUGCCACCGUGCUCAGGUUCAAGAGCACCCUCAUCCGACGGCGAUCCUUCGGCUACGACCCCUGCACGGAGACCUACGCCGAGAAGUACUACAACAGGCUGGACGUGCAGAAGGCAAUGCAUGCAAACACCACGAGGAUCCAAUACAGAUGGACUGCCUGCAGUGAUGAGCUGAUCAAGACAUGGCAAGAUUCAGAGUUCUCCAUGCUGCCCACAUACAAGAUGCUGAUGAAAGCUGGACUGAGGAUAUGGGUGUUUAGCGGCGAUACGGAUUCGGUCGUCCCAGUUACCGCUACAAGGUUUGCGAUCAGCCAUCUUGGUCUGAAGAUCAAGAUCCGUUGGUACCCAUGGUACUCGGCUGGACAGGUAGGAGGAUGGUCUGAGGUGUAUGAAGGGCUCACGUUCGCUUCGGUGAGGGGUGCAGGGCACGAAGUGCCGUUGUUUCAACCCAGGAGGGCGUUCAGGAUGUUCCAGUCGUUCUUGGUUGGGGAGCCAUUGCCCAAAUCCUGAAGGUUCCUGCCAAAACUGAUGUGUACCUGAUGUCUAGCUACAGUCUGAAGAAAAAAUGUAAAAGGUGGAUGAGAAGGUGAUGGGAGAGUGUUUGCAAGUAGAAAAUAAUUAGUAGUUGAUAGGCGUGCAGUUCAUAGCUGAGUAAUUGAUUGAUGUUGGAAAAAAGGAUGAGGGGGAUAAUAAGGAAUUAAGGAUGGUCAUGCCAUGGAAACCAUGAGCAUUGCGAUG
Messenger RNA from Panicum hallii, 2077 nucleotides. Its product is annotated as serine carboxypeptidase 24. Gene Ontology annotation, molecular function: serine-type carboxypeptidase activity. NCBI's taxonomy places the organism in Eukaryota, Viridiplantae, Streptophyta, Magnoliopsida, Poales, Poaceae. Gene Ontology annotation, cellular component: vacuole. Bases 410 to 1849 code for a protein of 479 amino acids. Gene Ontology annotation, biological process: brassinosteroid mediated signaling pathway; proteolysis. The record is from RefSeq and is a predicted model, not a curated record. The transcript has 9 exons.